Messenger RNA from Mesorhabditis belari, 381 nucleotides. NCBI's taxonomy places the organism in Eukaryota, Metazoa, Nematoda, Chromadorea, Rhabditida, Rhabditidae. The record is from the annotation of a GenBank genome assembly.
AUGGGAUUCUUCAUUUUCACAAUUUUACUGACUUUAAAAAUUUACGACAUUCUUGAUCGAUCAUAUUGGUUUUUGUUUACACCAUUGUUUGCGGCAUCCAUUUUGGACGGAUACUUUCUUUUCAUCGUGUUUAUUCGAACAAUUUUGCUAUAUAGAGAGAACAAAGUGGCGCCAGUGAGAUGGACCCUCCGUACGAUAAGUCGAUAUUUUUUCAACUGGAUUAGACUUGCCCUAACUUUAUUAUUUGAGAUCUGGAUCUGUCACAAAAUAGAUGGAGACCUCAAUCCGAUGCAGGUUUCUCUCCAACACGGAUAUUCAAUGGUCUUUGUACCAGUGUGGAUUUUAAUGAUAAGCCUUUGCAUCCAAGCCUGCAGAUUGUUU